UCAAAAAAAAGGUACAACAGGCGGGAGGAAGCAUGGUAAAAGGAAAAAUAAUUUGUUUGAAGCUCUGCGUUUCUCUCUCUGGUUGCCGCUUCUAUUGGAACAGUUUCUUCUCUUUCUCUCUCCUAGUACUCUCCUAGUAAAAUUGGGCCUUUUGUGUGGAGUUUUUAGAGAGAGAAAGCCAGGAGAAAUACUGCGGCGAUGUGACUUUGGAGAGUGGGCGGCGAUGUGACUUUGGAGAGUUGUGACUUUGGAGUGUGGACUGGUGUAGGGGUAAUUUAUUUUUCGUUUUGCCAACAAAUGGGUUGAAUUUGUUGUUGGUAUGCUGUCCAGUAACGAUAUUACAAAUAGUGAGUGCUCAAAAUGGAGCACAAGAAUGAUUCUAUAGGUGUGGGCUCGGGGGAGCGAAUUGGCUCGUUGGAAGAGAAGAUGGGUUCUGACCACCGAGCUUCGUAUUGGCUUGAUGCCUGUGAAGACAUUGAUGAUUUUAUGAGUUGGGGAGAGCUUUCCGUUAAGACAGGGGAACCGCUGUCUUAUGAGAAGAUAGAUAAUGGUAAUGCAUCACGUGAUUCUUUUUUCGAAGCGUCUAGCCAGGAAAUCAACCCCAUUUGUGAAGCACCAAUUGAUUCCAGCUUCUUCAAGGGAAUUGAUCAGUUCUUUGAUAAUGUGAGGAGUGAUGUGUGUGUUAGUGCAGGGUCCGAGACCUUGAAUGGGGAGAAUCAGUCUUUGAAUGAUGGAUUGUUGAUUGACAAUAUGAGAAAUUUGGAGGAGAGCUGUAGUCCACUGCGUUAUUUAGAGGGCGUUGAGCAACAUUGCAUUGAGAAAUCUGAAAUUGACGUUAAAGAGCUUAUGAAGGAGACCCAUAGUUGUGGAACAACUCCUCCCCUCUCACAUUUUAAUGGCGACUCUAAUUGUGGCCAAAACAAGAGGUCGAACACCACUGGUGCAUUGGUUGAUGUGGAAAGAAGAAUUGAUGGGCCCAAGGAAAUAGAGAUUAAAGGGCCUAGAGAGAGGGACUGGAAGUCGGUGGAUAGGAAUAACAAGAGAUCAUGUAACGGUGAAACCAUUGAUGAAAGGCAUUAUUCGGUUUGUCGCCGUGAAUUUUCUAGAGAGAGAAGUUCUUCUUGCAGGAAGAGAGGGCGGGAUUCGGAAGAUAUGGAGCGGGGGGGAAUAGCUAGGAUCAAAAGGGAAAGGGGAAGUAGUGAGAGGAGAGACAGGGAUUGCUGUUAUCGAAAGAGAUGUAGUGAUUCAGAAGAGAUGCAAAGAGAGGAGAUGGGUAGAGGCAAAGUAGAGAGGGGAGCUAGCGAGAGGAGAGAUAGAGAUUGGAGGGGUAGAGAUAAAAGAGGGUAUUGGGAGAGGGAUAGAUCUGGGAAGAUGGUUUUUCGACAUGGUACUUGGGAGGCUGAUCCUGAGAGAGACUCAAUGAGAGCUAGAGAGAAGCAGAGAUUCUCAGAUAAAGUUAGCAGUCCUGAAAAGAAAUUCGAUGAGAAGAAAGAGAAACCUGCAGAAGAGCAGGCUAGGAAAUACCAGUUAGAUGUUUUGGAGCAAGCAAAAAUGAAGAACACAAUAGCUUUUCUGGAGACUGGUGCAGGAAAGACCCUUAUAGCUGUUCUUCUAAUCAAAAGUGUUUACAAGAAAAUGCUCAGUGACAAUAAGAAGAUUCUGGCCAUAUUUUUGGUCCCAAAGGUCCCUCUCGUGUACCAGCAAGCUGAAGUUAUACGUGAAGGAACUGGUUACAAUGUUGGUCAUUAUUGUGGUGAGAUGGGUCAGGACUUUUGGGAUGCCCGAAGGUGGCAACGUGAGUUUGAGUCAAAAGAGGUACUUGUGAUGACAGCCCAAAUUCUAUUGAAUAUUUUACGCCAUAGCAUUAUCCGGAUGGAAGCAAUUCAUCUACUUAUAUUGGAUGAAUGCCAUCAUGCUGUGAAGAAGCAUCCAUACUCACUUGUAAUGUCAGAGUUCUAUCACACAACGGCGAAGGAGAAAAGACCUGCAGUUUUUGGCAUGACUGCUUCUCCUGUCAACUUGAAAGGAGUUUCCAGCCAAGAAGAUUGCGCGAUAAAAAUUCGCAAUCUUGAAAGUAAACUCGAUUCGAUUGUGUGCACGAUAAAAGACCGGAAGGAGCUGGAGAAGCAUGUUCCAACUCCUUUAGAAGUUGUGGUGGAGUACGACAAAGCAGCUACCUUGUGCUCUCUUCAUGAGCAAAUAAAACAGAUGGAAUUUGAUGUGGAGAAAGCUGCACUUGCAAGUUCCAAAAGGAGCAAGUGGAAGUUUAUGGGGGCCAGAGAUGCAGGAGCCAAAGAAGAAUUACGGCUUGUCUAUGGGGUUUCUGAAAGAACAGAAAGUGAUGGAGCUGCCAAUCUUGUUCAAAAAUUGAGGGCUAUUAAUUAUGCCCUCGCUGAAUUGGGACAGUGGUGCGCCUACAAGGUUGCACAUUCCUUUCUGACUGCCUUACAGAGUGAUGAAAGGGUGAAUUAUCAGCUUGAUGUUAAGUUUCAGGAAUCCUACUUGAAAAUGGUCGUGGACCUCCUUCAUUGUCAGUUAACUGAGGGAGCUGUCCCUGGAAAAGAUGCAAAAGGAAGCGAUGAAGAAACUGCUGAUGUGCAGAGAGGGGAUCAUGAUGAAAUUGAGGAGGGUGAACUGCCUGACAGUCAUGUUGCUUCUGGUGGAGAGCAUGUUGAUGAGAUAAUUGGGGCAGCUGUAGCAGAUGGAAAAGUGACUCCUAAAGUUCAGUCUUUGAUUAAAGUUCUUAUGAAGUAUCAGUAUACAGAAGAUUUCCGUGCCAUCAUAUUUGUGGAACGGGUGGUUGCAGCUUUAGUUCUUCCAAAGGUGUUUGCUGAACUCCCAUCAUUAAAUUUUAUCAAGUGCGCGAGCUUAAUUGGUCACAACAACAAUCAGGAGAUGCGCACACGCCAGAUGCAAGAAACCAUUUCGAAGUUUCGUGACGGUCGAGUUACAUUGCUCGUAGCUACCAGCGUUGCAGAAGAAGGGCUCGACAUUCGACAGUGCAAUGUUGUCAUUCGUUUUGAUCUUGCUAAAACUGUUUUGGCAUACAUACAAUCUCGAGGUCGUGCACGCAAACCUGGAUCUGAUUACAUUUUGAUGCUUGAGAGGGGAAAUCUUUCACAUGAGACGUUCUUGAAGAACGCACGGAAUAGUGAGGAGACCUUGCGGAGAGAAGCUAUUGAGAGAACUGACCUUAGCCAUCUUAAGGGCAACACAAAAUUUGCUUCAGUGGUCACCACGCCAGGAUCAGUGUAUCAAGUGGAGUCAACGGGGGCUAUUGUCAGUCUGAAUUCUGCUGUUGGUCUCAUUCAUUUCUAUUGCUCCCAGCUUCCAAGUGACAGGUACUCUAUACUCCGCCCAGAAUUUGUCAUGAAUCGGCAUGAGAAGCCAGGUGGUUCUGUUGAGUACUCAUGCAAGCUUCAGCUUCCUUGUAAUGCUCCAUUUGAAAAGCUUGAGGGCCCUUUUUGCAAUUCGAUGCGUCUUGCUCAACAGGCUGUUUGCUUGGCUGCUUGCCAGAAACUCCACGAGAUGGGGGCUUUUACUGAUAUGCUUUUACCAGAUAAGGGAAGUGGAGAAGAGGGAGAGAAUGUCGACCAGAAUGACGAAGGAGAUCCUCUACCUGGAACAGCACGGCAUAGGGAAUUUUAUCCUGAAGGUGUAGCACAAAUAUUGCGAGGAGAUUGGAUUUUAAUUGGGAAAGAUGAUUGCCAUGAAUCGGAGUUAAUUAAAUUAUUUAUUUAUAAAGUGAAGUGUACAAAUAUUGGCAACACAAAAGACCCUUUUCUAACACAGGCUUCAGACUUUGCGCUGCUCUUUGGCAGUGAGCUGGAUUCUGAGGUUUUAUUAACAACAAUAGAUCUUUUCAUUGCUCGCACGAUGAUAACAAGGGCCUCCCUUGUUUUUAGGGGCUCCAUAGAGAUUACAGAAAGCCAGCUGGUGUCAUUAAAGUGCUUUCAUGUGCGGCUAAUGAGCAUUGUGCUGGAUGUUGAUGUGGAACCUUCCACUACACCAUGGGAUGCUGCAAAAGGUUAUUUAUUUGUUCCUAUCAUAAAUGAAGAGUUUUCAGAUGUUCUAAAAGAGAUAGAUUGGGAUCUAAUAGACAUGAUCAAUAAAACCGAUGCAUGGAACAAUCCUCUACAGAGGGCUCGCCCUGAUGUAUACUUGGGUACAAAAGAGAGGACGCUUGGUGGGGAUAGAAGGGAGUAUGGAUUUGGAAAGCUACGUUAUGGCAUGGCUUUUGGACAAAAGUCGCAUCCUACCUAUGGCAUCAGAGGAGCUGUUGCUCAGUUUGAUGUUGUUAAGGCCUCUGGUCUGGUUCCUUCUCGGCAAGAUCUUGAAGAAUCAAAUGGGUCUCCUACCUUUCGUAAAUUAUCAAUGGCUGAUACCUAUAUUGAUGCAAAUGACCUUGUGGGGAGAAUAAUAACUGCUGCACACUCUGGGAAGCGAUUUUAUGUGGACUCCGUACGUUUUGACACAAAUGCAGAGACCUCAUUCCCCAGAAAGGAGGGUUAUUUGGGACCACUGGAAUACACCUCAUUUGCUGAUUACUAUAAACAGAAGUAUGGAGUUGAAUUGAUUUACAAGAAACAACCUCUUAUACGUGGACGUGGGGUCUCAUAUUGCAAGAAUCUCCUUUCUCCAAGAUUUGAGUCUUUUGAGGGAGAAGGUGAAACCGAAGAUACGCUUGACAAGACCUAUUAUGUGAUGCUCCCUCCUGAGUUGUGUCUUGUGCAUCCAUUGUCGGGAUCACUUGUACGGGGGGCCCAGCGAUUGCCUUCAAUUAUGAGGAGAAUAGAGAGUAUGCUUCUCGCAAUUGAAUUGAAGGAUAAGAUCAACUACCCUGUCCCUUCUUCGAUGAUCUUGGAAGCCUUGACAGCUGCUUCAUGUCAAGAAACUUUCUGCUAUGAGAGAGCCGAGCUGUUGGGAGAUGCUUACCUGAAGUGGGUAGUGAGCAGAUACCUCUUUCUCAAGUAUCCUCAAAAACAUGAAGGCCAGCUCACUCGAAUGAGGCAAAAAAUAGUCAGUAAUAUCGUACUCUACCAAUAUGCUCUGAGCAAAGGGCUUCAAUCCUAUAUUCAAGCUGAUCGCUUUGCCCCAUCUAGAUGGGCUGCCCCUGGUGUGCCCCCGGUUUUUGAUGAGGACACCAAGGAUUCGGAAUCCACAUUAUUGGGCCAAGAUAGCUUUGCAUCUAAGACUGAGCAGAUUAAAAGCUUCUAUGAUGAUGACAUUGAAGAGGAUGUUGAUAUGGAAGAUGGUGAAAUAGAGAGUGAUUCUAGCUGUUAUAGAGUUCUUUCUAGCAAAACUUUAGCCGAUGUGGUGGAAGCUUUGAUUGGGGUAUAUUAUGUUGAAGGCGAUGAGAAAGCUGCAAACCACCUAAUGAAUUGGAUUGGCAUCCAGGUUGAAUUUGAUCCUAAGGAAAUAGGGCACGAGUUGAAAGGUUGUCAAGUUUCGGAAAGUGUUAUGAGGAGUAUAGAUUUUGAUUCUUUAGAGGGUGCCUUGAAUAUCAAGUUCAAAGAGAGGAGCCUGUUAGUUGAAGCAAUUACGCAUGCCUCACGUCCAUCUUCAGGGGUCUCUUGCUACCAAAGAUUGGAGUUUGUUGGUGAUGCUGUAUUGGACCACUUGAUAACGAGACACCUUUUCUUUACUUAUACCGACCUCCCACCAGGUCGCUUGACUGACUUACGAGCUGCAGCCGUGAACAAUGAGAACUUUGCACGUGUUGCAGUCAAACGCAAGCUUCAUGUACAUCUUCGUCAUGGUUCUAGUGCCUUGGAAUCACAGAUUAGGAACUUUGUGAGAGAUGUUCAAGAUGAGCUUAGUAAACCGGGGUUCAAUUCUUUUGGCCUAGGAGACUGCAAAGCUCCCAAAGUGCUUGGCGACAUAGUUGAAUCUAUAGCUGGUGCCAUUUUUAUGGAUAGUGGACUUAAUACUGCUGUUGUUUGGAAGGUUUUUCAACCAUUAUUGCAUCCAAUGGUGACACCGGAGACGCUUCCGAUGCAUCCGGUGCGUGAGCUCCAAGAGCGCUGCCAACAGCAGGCGGAGGGUCUCGAGUAUAAGGCGUCACGGGCUGGCAACCUCGCCACUGUUCAGGUUUUUGUGGAUGGCAUCGAGAUUGGAACUGCUCAGAACCCACAAAAGAAGAUGGCUCAGAAAUUAGCUGCUAGGAAUGCACUUGCAGUUUUGAAAGAGAAGGAAACAGAGUCUCAGGCCAACAAUGGAGAGACAGGAAAGAAGAAAAAUGGAGUUCAAACCUUCACAAGGCAGACACUGAAUGAUAUCUGUCUUAGGAGACAGUGGCCCAUGCCUCAAUACAGGUGCAUAAAUGAGGGUGGUCCAGCGCAUGCUAAGAGAUUCACAUACUCGGUGCGUGUUCUAACAAACGAUAAAGGAUGGACAGAGGACUGUGUUGGAGAACCAAUGCCAAGCGUGAAGAAGGCCAAGGACUCUGCGGCUGUUCUUUUGUUGGAGCUCCUCAACAGACUGUAUACAAAUUGAUAAAUUAAUUUUUGUAUACUUAGCAAAAGGAAUUUGGGGGCAGUAGGUUUGGAAGAGAGACAAAGAGGAUCCUGCCUUCGAUCUGCCUUCUAUACGCAUUCAUUGAAGAAGGUAUCAUUGUUUUAUGAGAAGAGCUCUCUAUACGUAUAGAUUGUAUCAUUUAUACUCAUAUAUUUAUUCAAUGUUCAAAAUAAGCUGUUGGUGCAGCUUUUAGUA
Molecule: messenger RNA, 6711 nt
Organism: Amborella trichopoda
Lineage: Eukaryota; Viridiplantae; Streptophyta; Magnoliopsida; Amborellales; Amborellaceae
Gene: DCL1
Product: dicer-like 1
Biological process (GO): siRNA processing
Cellular component (GO): nucleus; cytoplasm
Molecular function (GO): ribonuclease III activity; RNA binding; protein binding
Source: RefSeq, a predicted model, not a curated record